AUCAAGAGUGUGUACAAACCACCGGGCACAAGAACACAUACACAUCGGGUUUGAUCUUGUUCUGAGUGCUCGCCGUGUGCGAUCGCGUUCAGGCCGCUGAAGCAGCAGGGUGACAUGCUGGCUGACCAGGGCCCUGCGGUGCAUCCUGGCAUCUCUCAUCAUUCCUGCACACGGCCCUCGUGUUCCUGGUUCUCAUGGCUCAGCUGAGUGGGAGUGAGCUGAGGAAGCAGAAUUUCUUUGCGAAGCCAGAAGGAAGCACACAGUUUAAGAACCCGGUGGCCUUCCACGUUGGCGGUGACCUCGCCCGGCGCCUGGGAAAUGCGGGUCCUCGGGGUUCGCACCGCCCACCAGCUCCGGGCUGUGCCGCCGGUCACAGCCCCCAGGCUCUGAGCAGCGUCCGCCGGGACACCCACCGCGGCCCCCAGGCCGAGCGUUUGCUGCCCGAGCCCCCUGUGUGGCGCCCACGCGUGAGGAUGCGCGCCCCUGUCGGGGGGCUGCUUGCUGCCCUCGCCAUGCUGUUUGGGAUGGCGGUGGCGUUUGCACCCAAACCCAGGAUCACCUGGGAGCACAGAGAUGCACCUGGCACUGUGCGCACCCGGCUGCCCCCUCACCCGCCUGCUCUCCGUGUUUCACCCCCGCAGGGCGGAAGGUUUGUCUACGCGGGCUCCAGCUCGGGCGUGGUACAGGCCCCCGUGGCCUUCUGCGAGAAGCAUGCCACCUGCAAGGACUGCGUGCUGGCCCGAGACCCCUACUGCGCCUGGAACCGGGCCACCGAGGCGUGCGUGGCCCUGCAGCCAACAGACGGCCCCAGCAGGGAUUUGAUUCAGCAGAUGAGCGGUGACACGUCCGCCUGCCCGGAUGAAACUAAAAGUUUCCGGCAGCAUUUUUUCAAGCAUGGUGGCACAGCAGAACUGAAAUGCUCCCAAAAGUCCAACCUGGCCCGGGUGGUGUGGACGUUCCAGAACAACGCGCUCGAGCCCAAGGGCCCCAAGUACAGCCUGGUGGGCAGGAAGAACUUGCUCAUCUUCAACCUGUCGGAGGGCGACAGCGGGGUGUACCAGUGCCUGUCGGAGGAGAGGGUCCGGAACAGGACGGCCCUGCAGGUGGUGGCCAAGCACGUUCUGGAGGUCAGAGUGCUCCCGAGGACCCCGGCGGCCUCCACCCUGCCGGCCGCCCGGGCCGAAGGGGACAGGACCCUCCUCAGAGUGUCGACGGAGCCCAUCCCAGGCCCCCCGGCCCAGACCCCGGCCCCGCCGCCGCCCAGCCCCGCGCCCACCGGCGUGUCCUGCAGACCCAAGACCGUCAUCAACACGGUCCCCCAGGUGCACUCUGAGAAGACCAUGUAUCUCAAGUCCAGUGACAACCGGCUGCUCAUGUUCCUGUUCCUGCUCUUCUUCGUGCUCUGUCUCUGCCUCGUUUCCUACAACUGCUACAAGGGCUACCUGCCCAGCCAGUGUCUGAAGUUCCGCUCGGCCGUACUGCUGGGGAAGAAGCAGCCCACGGCCGACUUCUCCGAGUUCGAGCAAAGCGUGAAGGAGACGCUGGUGGAGCAGGGCAGCUUCUCCCAGCAGAACGGGGGGCAGCCCAGGCCGGCCCUGGACACCGGCUACGAGACGGAGCAGGAUACCAUGGCCAGCAGGGUGCCCACCGACAGGGAGGACUCACAGCGGCUCGACGACCUCCCGGCCCGGGACAGGCCCUUCGACGUCAAGUGUGAGCUCAAGUACGCCGACUCGGACGCGGACGUGGAUGCGGACUGAGGCGCCCACGCGGAGGCCUCUGUUCACCGUCCGUCACCCGGCCCGGGGCCGCGUGGGGAGCCCAUGUCUGUGCACCUGUCUUCUGUGUCUUUUCUCUCGGGUCAAGCUUGUGAUUUGGUUUCUCUUUGUCCUUUUGGAAAGCGGCGAGCAGCGCGUCCUGGCCUCCCGCGGUGGGCCGCGGUCUGGGACGGGCCUGCGAGCGGUAGUGCCGGCUCCCUGAGCCCCGUUGCGGUGGCCCGCGGACCCCCGCGCCUGGCACGCCCCCUCCUCAGAGCAGUGGCCCCUGAAAGAGCAUUUCAUUCCAGAUUGGAAAUGGCAUUUUUGUUUAUCAGAUUGGUAACUUAGCGCCUGUUGUCCAGAUUGGCACGAACCUUUUCUUCCACGGGAUUAUUUUGUAGGGUUUUACUUUUCUUGUGUUAGGUCAUUUAUUUUUUAAAUUACGAAAGCAGAUGUUUUAAUAUUUAGUAGAUGUACAUCUUCUGGAUUCUGUUGUUAUGUGAGGAUAGGAUAGAGCUUACGUUGCUUACGAUUCUCAGGGAUAAACUUACUUUGGCUAAAUGCCUUCUUUCUGCUUUUAGAAACGUAGACAAAACCAUCUCUUGAACACACUUUUUUUUUUUUUAAUUUUAUUCCUUGAGGGAAGCAUCAUUUUCAGAGAGAUUUUCUUUCUAUACUUUUUUUUUUUCUGUUUUAACUCUUUCGAAGAAGAGAGGACAGUGGGGGGCUAUCCCGUGAGCCAGGCAGGGUCUUCAGGGUCUGUGGCGCCGCCAGGCCCGGAGCUGAGGGGGCAUGCGUCUCACGAUCAGAUGCCCACAGCCGCUGCUCGAAACCUCCCAUGCAGACGGACAACUGAACACAGCUGUCCACACCUACAAGCGAGCUGGGCGGUGGUGGCCAGACAAGCCUGUGUCUCAGCACCCCACGGAGCCACGGGGUGGACCCGCGUGGCCUGGCGCGGCCUCUUGAGGUGCAAACGGGCGAGGCGGUUUGACCGCGGUGACAUCACGCUCCACCUGCUGCUUCCCCCACACCUGCAAGAGGAGGCUCUCUUUCCGUGGCAAAGAGCAAUAAAAUGGAUUUCUGUGUCCCUGUGUGGACAGCGUCCUCUUCAGCAUGAUAGGACUCAACUGUCUUGGUGUAAACGUUUGUGUUUUAUAAGAUUUACUUUGUUUUUAUUUUUCUACUUUGAAUUGUAUACAUUUGAAAAGUAACCGAAUAAAUGAGCAGCUUACAUCCCUGA
This is a messenger RNA of Leptonychotes weddellii (Weddell seal), 3000 nucleotides long. NCBI's taxonomy places the organism in Eukaryota, Metazoa, Chordata, Mammalia, Carnivora, Phocidae. The record is from RefSeq and is a predicted model, not a curated record.